Messenger RNA from Durusdinium trenchii, 2709 nucleotides. The record is from the annotation of a GenBank genome assembly. NCBI's taxonomy places the organism in Eukaryota, Dinophyceae, Suessiales, Symbiodiniaceae.
AUGUUGGCAGAUCAGGCUUACUUGGCAGAUUGGGAGAAUGCCUUGGAGACUCUUGAAGAGAUGAAGACCUUCAGCAUCAGUCCUGAUGUGACCAGCUACUUUGCCUGCAUUUGUGCUUCUCGAAGGGCCAGCGCUUGGCAGUCUGCGUUGUCUCUCCUCCAGGAGGCUUGGAAUGUGGACUUGGAGCCCACUGUGGAGUGCUACAGUCACACGAUCCGUGCCUGUAGCCACCAUGAAAUUGCCUCGAAGCUGCGGGCGGAGCUGAAGCACUGGGGGGCAGCGCCGGAUCAUGUGGAUGGUGUGGCCUUGGAGAUCGCUGCGCGGCAGAGGGAACUACGUGAGGCUGGCUGGAGGAUCAUCUCGGUCGAGCCGCACGUGGUGUCCACCUUGCGGAACAAAGCCAGUAUGCUCGAAUAUGCCAAGGAGAAAGGCAUUGGUGCUUCAACCCCAAGGUGCUUUGGCACUGCAGGGGAGGCGGAAUAUCCCUGCAUUCUGAAGCCAGAGCUGGGGACCUUUGGGAAGGAUACCCACGUGGUUCGCUCCGAGGAGGAGGUGGACCGACUCACGCGCGGUGAGGGAUUGGCUCCCAAGUGGGUUCUGCAGGAGUUGGUGCCCGGGCGCCUGGAAUAUUCAAUCACUUUGCUGGUGCUGAAGGGCGUGGUGGUGGACUACGUCAACACCUUGUACGAGUACGAUGGUGAGGAAUAUGUUUGGCCAUUCGUUAAGGAGGUGCGGCACGAGUAUGUAUCUGUUCCUCAAGCUCAUCUGGAUGUCAUGAGGAUCCUGUUGUCAGAGUUCAGCGGCAUUUGUUGCCUGGGUUGCUUGGACGUGGUAAGCUACAAACUCCGUGGGGAUGGCAGCCUUUGCAUCUUCGAAGUGAACCCUCGCAUCGGUGGAGACCUGGUCUUCGAGUGCCCGAAGCCACGUGCGCGAGCACUCUUUGAGAAGCUGGAUGCCAUGUUCGAUGAGACCUCCAACCACCGUGGCCUGGAGCAGAUGGGCCUCGUCGAGGCGGAGGAGCUGCGGCGUUUGGCCGCUGGACCACCGGUUUGGCAGGUGGCCUCCAACUGUCGUGUGCGGAGCUUGAACGAGGUGAACCCUCAGCUUUGGCUCGAUCGCUACAACAGGACGCCCUCGUCGGAGGCUUGGCCGGUGAAGGUCCAACUCUUCCAUUGUCCCAAGCACGUGCCACUGGCGAUUCUCACAGUGCCCAAGUGCGGGACCACAUCGACCAUCAACUGGGUCUUGCAGAUGGAAGGAUUGGAGCAGGUCCGGAGUAUCUACCAGACAGGGAAAGCCUUCUUGCACCAUGCAGGCCCUGGGGAGUUCUCCCAGGCGGUGAAGCGGCAGCUGGAGUUCGUGGCCUCGAAGGGGAAGAUUCCGGAGGAGAAACUUUUGGACAAAGACUUCGCCAGCCUACUCAUGUACAGGGCACUGCACCGCUACAAGCCGGGCUUGGAAGGCUAUGAUCCCUCUGUCACGGUGGAACGGGAGUUCCUGCCGCCGGCGCACCUCUGCCCGUUGUGUUGCCUCUAUGGCCGGCAGCGACAGCACGUGGUGCUGGCCCGCAAUCCGUUCGUCAGGUUUUGCCGCUCUCUUUCUACUUUGAGGCUCAUGUCCUACUUCCGCUUUUCCUGGCUAAACAACGCAUACUGGGGCAGCCACAAGUGGACCAGCUGGUCCGGCUUUGCUGAUUAUUAUCAGUUUGUGUUGCGGGUCCGCGAUUCCAAGCCAGGGCUGUUUGCGAAUGGCUUGGACUGGGUCCAGGAGUCGCACAACUUCUGCAAGCAGGCCGACCUAAGUCGGGUGCCUGGUACAGCACUACAUCCCUGGAUUUGUCGGACGACCUACUACACCCUUUCGGCCUACGAUGUCUUCCAUCUCCGUCCAGUGAGUGACAUGGUGAAGGAUGAACGCUUCUUGGCAGGUCCUGCGGUGAUGGAGGACGUUCUUGUGCUACACUUGGAGACACUUCAAGAGGACAUCCUUACGCUUGAGGACUCCUUGUGCCGGAGGCUCUCCUUCUGCGAGAAGCUGCCGCCCUUCCCAUCGGUGCUGCCAGGGAAGAACAUCCGCGACAGCGCGGUAGAAGGCAACACAAAGGAGCACUGCGGCUUCAAGGAGGCAACCAUGAGCUGGCGAAACUGCUCGGCUCCUCCCUGGCUUGAGUUGUGGGAGGCGCCGUUGACCGCGAUGGUGGUGCGGCACUAUCGUGAGGACUUCCAUUGGCUAGGCUAUUCCACGAACCCAGUGGCAGAGCCACAAGAGGCCUUGAAAUACCUCCGGCAGAUGCAGCAGCAGUCCAUGAGGCCCAACAUUUUGGCCUGGACCUCAUUGCUGGGGGCCUGUGCGGCCAACGGAACGCAGGAGGCCUUGGCUUUGGCCAAGAAAAGCCUCCGAGAGAUGCGAGCUGCCAGGGUGCAGCCCAACGAAUACACCUUCAAGGCAGUCGAGAAGAUGUUCGGCCCCGCCACGGCCACAGCGCUCUUGGGCUCUCGUCUCGCAGAGGUGAAGUCGUCGGGGGUGGAACGUGCAGCCUCGCAUCAAGCGACGCCGGAGCAAACCGAGGGCACCGUGGCCGCUGGCGGUCGGAAGGCCCAGAGGUUUGGACCGUGGCCGCUGGCGGCACAGCAGCGGCAGCAGUCACAAGGGUCACAAGGCCUGCCCCUUGAAGAUCCCAGCGAAAAGGACCUCGAGAGGCUUUUGUAA